Molecule: messenger RNA, 2454 nt
Organism: Drosophila rhopaloa
Lineage: Eukaryota; Metazoa; Arthropoda; Insecta; Diptera; Drosophilidae
Product: angiogenic factor with G patch and FHA domains 1
Exons: 9
Coding region: 88-1890 (600 amino acids)
Molecular function (GO): protein binding; nucleic acid binding
Source: RefSeq, a predicted model, not a curated record
UUAGGCUCAUAGUGCCCUAAAACUCCUAAAACGGGCUGUGAUUCUUAUCAAUAAUUUCAGAAUUGAAAAGAUACCUAAUUUUAAAACAUGUCUUUACCGGCUGAUGAUGAAGAAUCGGCGGAAGCUACCGCUGAUCAUGAUUUCAUCGAACUGAAGAGUAUGGAGGAUUUGGAGGCCUGCGAACAGCAACAAUUGCUGCAGUACGUCGAAAAGUUGCACGGCAUUAUCCGGAAAUACGACACCAAACUGGCGGCCUAUAAACAGAAACUUCUUCACUUUCUAAAUCAGGAGGAGAAGAGUUCCUGCGACAAAGGGAUCCAAGCCUUCGAAUCGGAGUUCCAGAAAAACCAGGAUUCCGUUGAAAAUAAUGAAGACACCGACAAAAAAGACAAACCCAGCGAUUUAUCGGCGACGGACGCAUUCAGCUUUGUGGACGAAAUGCGGCAGGCAGCUAAGCACGCCGAAAACCUGAACAACUUCGUCUACGAGCCGACCUCGGGCAUGUACUACGAUCCCAAGACGGGCUACUACUAUAACGCGGAGUACGGGUUGUAUUACGAUGGGAACACCGGCUGCUACUACACCUACGACCAUGGCAAAGACUCGUACGAGUUCCACUCGCAGGCUCAGGUGCAGGCGAACGAGGCGGCAAAGCCGGAAUCGGAGGACGAGCAGGUUGAGUUCGAUGAGCUGGGAGGCGUCAUCACCGAUCACGACCAGCUAAAAAAGAUCAAGGCCGACAAGCAAAAGGCCAAGGAUCGCGCCGAGAAGUCCAAGCGAAAGGCCAAGGGGAAAAAGAAGAGCAAGAAACACAGCAAGAAGAAGCGUAAGAAGGAGCAUCGCCACAAGUCGAAGAAGCGACACAGGGAUUCCGGCGAUGACCGGGAUGAGGAUGCUGAGGAGGGCGAGCUGUCGCAAAGCAGUGACUCGAGUUCCGACUCCAGUGACAAAGAGGGGAGCAGCAGCAACAGUGACACGGAGGAUAGCAGUGUUCCGGUCUUUAAGGCUGCCGGUCGCUUUCAAGACAUUGCCAAGAAGUAUCCACCCUCGCUGCGCAUCAUUGUCCAGGAAACCAAUGUGGAUGCCUUAAAAGUUGGAAGCCUGCAUCUGAUUACCUACAAAGGUGGAUCACUCGGUCGCGAGGGCACCCACGAUGUUAUUAUUCCGGACGUGAACGUGAGCAAGUGCCACUUGAAGUUCAACUACGAGGCUAAGCUGGGAAUCUACAAGUGUCUCGAUUUGGGCUCCCGCAACGGCACUAUUCUCAAUGGUUCGCCAAUGGCCAGCGAUGCUAUGGACCUAGUGCAUGGCAGUGUAAUCACCUUGGGGCAGACCAAACUUCUGUGCCAUGUACACGAGGGCAACAGUACCUGCGGGCUGUGUGAACCAGGUCUGUUGAUAGAGACACCUGCGCCGGUAGUAGCCACAGUUGGCGCAUCCACAGCAACUGUAUUAUCCCAUAAGGAGCAGCUAAAGAAGAUACAGCGGAAAUAUGGUCUAGAAAAUGAGAAAUUUGUAGAGACCGGUGGCAAUGGUCAGGGCUCAAACUACAAUGACCGCGCUGCAACUAGACGUGUCAAAGUGGGCAGCACCACGGAUAAGGAAAAGACAGAGGUGGCUUGCGUAAACACUGAGAUUGGCAGCUCCAACAAGGGUUUUAAAAUGCUUAGCAAACUGGGCUGGCAAAAAGGCGAUUCUUUGGGCAAAUCCAACGCUGGACUCCUGGCGCCGAUUAAUGUGGUGGCCAAUGAGGGCACCAGCGGUUUAGGGAACAGUGACCCAGUUACCUCCAGCUCCAGACCCAAGGACAAACGAAAGUUGGCGAACUUAAAAAUCACCCAGGCUCGAUAUCAGCGAGCCAAAGAUAUAUUUGGAGAUGACAGUGAUUAGAAAACGCAUUUUUGAUUAUGUUGGAAACACAUUUAAUUAACAAUUACUCAAACAUAUUCAUAAGUAUAUGUAUAUAUAUGUAUGUAUAUAUACAUCGGUUCUAUAUAUGUAUAUAUUAAUUCAAAAAUCUUGCUAUAAGGUUAAGCUAUCAGUCAAUUAAUUAAUUUAGCUUCGCUUAUGAACAAAAAGAAUAGGGGAAGGUAAUGUUAAAUAAAUAUGACGUCGCGUAUGUGGAUCUAAGCUAAUUGCGAGCGAAAUGCGCAUACAAACCAAUCGAUUAAAGUAAUUAUCGUGUAGCCUAUGUUAAUGUUAAAUACAAAAGCCUCUUAAGAUAUGUGGUUUCUCUUGCGAUACAUGCUGGAUAAGAAUUGCUGCAAUACGUUAUGUUGUAUGGUUGAUAAUACUUUGCCCUGUAUGUAAAAUGUAUCCGAUAAUAUGUAGUGUAAGCUUGGUUGGCAAUAGCCUAAGGCCCAUCCACCGAUUACAACACGAAAACGCACAACGAGAAUCUUUGGAUGUUGGAACUACGGAAGAACACGCUACAUAAUGCCAUAGGCCGAUAUG